Messenger RNA from Saccostrea cuccullata (small rock oyster), 699 nucleotides. RefSeq lists its product as uncharacterized. The annotation marks the transcript as partial. NCBI's taxonomy places the organism in Eukaryota, Metazoa, Mollusca, Bivalvia, Ostreida, Ostreidae. Gene Ontology annotation, molecular function: ribosome binding. The transcript has 4 exons. The record is from RefSeq and is a predicted model, not a curated record.
UUGGAGAAAGGAAUUAGCAUACGUUUAAGUGAAAUUCUUCUCAUUGCUGAUAUCUUUGAAGACAGAAAGUACCGUAUGCAUAAUAUACCAUACAGAUAUAGGAUGCAUCUAGCUCAUUGUAAUGAGCUUCGCAUCAAGAAUGUGACAAGAGAUAAUCAAAUUCAAUUCUUCAUUGAUAAGGCUCUGGCAAAGAGUACAGUCUCAGCACUGACAGAUUCAGAGUUGAAAUGGACUUGUUUUAAACAUGGAGCAAAUCCAACAGUAAUGUCACGAAGUGACCAGGUUAACUAUGUAAACAGGUGGAUUGAGUUCAUAAACCAAGUCAAUGAAACACACAUGCCUCUGCUUCUUCAUGGUGUAGUUUUCUUAGGAUAUAAUCACCCCAGUAACUUGAAAAUGAAAGAAAAACUUGGACUGAAAUGGAAACGAAAGACAUACCAUCAUUAGAGAAAUUCUAAUAAAUAAUAAAAAAAGUAUUUAUAGUUACUAUGGAGACAAUCGAGAUAGUCCUGAAGAUUACACUAAUGUAAAUCUAUGCAUGUUUGCUUUUUCUCGUGUCUUAAGUAUAUGCAAUGAUGUAAACUCUGUUUGCUUUACAUUUAAUUUAAAUAUAACUUUGAAGUUUUAUUUUUGUACAUUUGAUUAAGACUUUGAUAUAUUGCAUUUAAUUAAAUGCAUUGAAUGUUGUUUAUGAAGUAA